Molecule: messenger RNA, 1480 nt
Organism: Rubroshorea leprosula
Lineage: Eukaryota; Viridiplantae; Streptophyta; Magnoliopsida; Malvales; Dipterocarpaceae
Source: the annotation of a GenBank genome assembly
AAACCCAAACCCCAUUGGAUUUGGAUUCAAUUUUUCAGAGAUGGAAAGCUUCUUCAAGAACGCUGUUUUUCUCUUCUGCUUUCUCUUUGUAGUGAAGGUUGCAGAGCUCCAAGAUGCCAAAGAUGAAUGCCUAACCAAAAGUGCAACCACCAUACCAUCCGAUUCCCGUUCUGGCUAACGGGACAACAACCGGAACACUGGGGCUAUCAUGGGUUUGAACUCUCCUGCGAAGACAAGCAGACUGUGCUCGAGUUGCCAUGGAAUGUAAAGUUGUUCGUGAAGCGUAUAGAUUACAAAGCAAAGAGGAUUCAGUUAUAUGAUCCUCAGGGUUGCCUUCCCCUGCAACUUCCCAAUCUCAAUUUAUCAGCAUCUCCCUUUCAGUACUUGAGACAAACUCCCUUCUCGUUCAAUUAUGCGGAGUCAAAGAGAACGUUACUCAACAUAUCCGAGACAGCGGUAUACGAAGAAAUGUUGUAUUACCAGACAGGGGAUGUUCAUUUGAGUUGGUCCCAACCAGAUUGUAGUAAAUGUGAAGAAGUCCUCAACAAUUUCAAAGCAACUGGAGAAGAAUUCAUUAAUGAAGUUGGAUCAAUGUGCAGAAUCCAUCAUGUCAACGUCACUCGCUUGAUUGGAUUUUGUGCGGAUGGAAAUAAACGAGCUCUUGUUUACGAGUACAUGCCAAAUGGAUCAUUGGAGAAGUUUAUCUUUGCAACCAGAAACCAAAGUCGUUCCCUCAGUUGGGAGAAUCUUCAAGAUAUUGCAAUAGGAAUAGCGAAAGGAAUUGAGUACCUGCACCAAAGUUGUGAUCAACAAAUCCUUCAUUUUGACAUCAAGCCUCACAAUAUCUUGCUAGACCAAAACUUCAAUACGAAGAUCUCCGACUUUGGUCUACGAAAGCUGUGUUCCAAAGAACAAAGUGCUGUUUUCACGACAGCAGCCAGAGGAACAAUGGGAUAUAUUGCACCUGAAGUACUGUCUAGGAACUUUGGAAAAGUGUCAUAUAAAUCAGAUGUUUAUAGUUUUGGAAUGCUAUUGUUGGAAAUGGUAGGAGAAAGGAAGAAUAUUGACAUCACAGUGGGGAGUACAAGCCAAGUUUAUUUCCCGGAAUGGGUGUAUAAUUGCUUGAAGAGAGGAGAAGUGCUGGGGAUUAGAAUAGAAAAUGAAGGCCAUGCCAAGAUAGCAAGAAAACUUACAAUUGUUGGGCUUAAUUUGGUGCAUCCAGUGGUACCCAACAGACCGACCAUCAAUGAAAUCAGUGGUUCAUAUGUUGGAAGGAGAAGCAGACAGUUUGACAAUGCCACCAAAUCCCUUUGGCCAUGCAGAUGGAGCGCAGACAAGUGCCAACAUCCUUAGGAGACCAAUUAACAGAGAUUUAGCAGUAAUCUCUGAAUUAGAAUAUGAUGGAAAUUCUUUCUAUUCUACACCUUUUUUUUAAUGUUUUCUAAAUAAUCGUACUACAGAAUGAAAUUUAUAAUAAUUA